Cladophialophora immunda is the source of this 1377-nucleotide messenger RNA. Its product is annotated as calcium-binding protein NCS-1, variant 1. The coding region runs from base 596 to 1090 and encodes 164 amino acids. The record is from RefSeq and is a predicted model, not a curated record. Lineage: Eukaryota; Fungi; Ascomycota; Eurotiomycetes; Chaetothyriales; Herpotrichiellaceae. The transcript has 3 exons. Gene Ontology annotation, molecular function: calcium ion binding. Gene Ontology annotation, cellular component: intracellular membrane-bounded organelle; cytosol; membrane.
UUUUGACUGGCGGUGCUGGGUGUCAAGGCUUGAUCGAGUCCCCGCCACGCGGAACUUCAGGCGUCAAAGCCUCAAUCGCUCCUGGUACAAUCGAUCCCCACGUGAGGCUUCAAGACCGAUUUGUCCCUUGACUUUUUGACUCUUGAGAAACCUGGUCCUUGUGAAACCCUGCGCUUGAGGCAAGAUCUCUAGAUUGUAUGCCCUUGGUCCCUCAUCCUCCUCGGAUCCGUACAGAAACAAAACUACACCCACCCAAAUCGCAUUGUUAUCCUGGCCAGGCCUCUGCCCCGCGGUCGCAAUCGUAGCCGACUGCCCUGCUCUCUCAGCUCCCCCGAAGCCGACCUCGCCCGUCGCAAUUCAAACCAUUCUCGUUCACGAUUCUGAGACUCGGUAUUGAAAAUUCGGGCCGUUCGGCCUCAGGUGGGCUAUCAAGAUGGGUCAGAAACAAUCGAAACUGUCGCCACAACAACUGGAAGAGCUCCAGAAAUCGACGCAUUUUGAUAAGAAAGAGUUGCAACAAUGGUACAAGGGUAUGUCGUAUUCAGUUUGAGCGGAUCUACCCUCUGGUUGGUAGAGAAGCGAAUUGCGGCUGAACAUGUCUUCCCAUCACACAGGGUUCUUGAAGGAUUGUCCCUCGGGCAUGUUGACCAAGGAAGAGUUUCAAAAGAUCUAUCGACAAUUUUUCCCCUUUGGCGACCCAAACUCCUUUGCCGACUACGUCUUCAAAGUAUUCGACUCGGACAAGAGCGGGACGAUCGACUUCAAGGAAUUCAUAUGUGCCUUGAGCGUAACGAGUCGAGGCAAGAUGGAGGAUAAACUAGACUGGGCGUUCCAGCUUUAUGAUAUUGACGGAGAUGGCAAGAUCAGCUAUGACGAGAUGCUCGCAAUUGUGGAGGCCAUCUACAAAAUGGUCGGCUCCAUGGUUAAAUUGCCCGAAGACGAAGAUACGCCAGAAAAAAGGGUAAGAAAGAUUUUCAGAAUGAUGGACAAGGACGAGAAUGGGAGUCUUGACAUGGCAGAAUUCAAGGAAGGAAGUAAACGAGAUGAGACGAUUGUGUCGGCUCUUUCGCUGUAUGACGGCCUGGUAUGAUUGACCCGAGGGAAUCACCCAACUCGAAUAUUUCUUUUCCACUUUGGCAUUACGGGAAUGGAAAACAUACGAGACGCUGGCGCUUUUGGUAUUUCUGUCAGACUCUUGGAUUAGGAGCCGGUGUGCUUCAUCUGUCCUUGGAGCAGGGGCGAAGGAGGUGCUUUUGGAACACGCAAGCUGAAGCCACAAGGCUACACGAAAGAACAUGUGCGACGAGUGGCAUUGCAUUGAAUACGUUUGCAAGAGAGAUUGAGCGUCCGAAAUAAAUGACUUUUAAAGCUUUGACA